GCCGGAAGUGUACGCUGAGGAAUGUAGGUGUUGGAAAGUGGAAGAGAAUCGCCGUGCUGGAGUUUAAAAGUGUUUUAUUUCCCCUCAGAUAUCUGCGCUCAGGAUGAUUAACAUCUGCGGCAGAAUGUGAUCGUCGAAGGAGAGUCACCAUGCUGAUUAAAUACAUGAGACAGCGCAGUGUCGGCCGGGCGAAGGUGGCCCAUGCAGUGGUGGUGAUCUUCAUGGAGUUUUUCGCCUGGGGUCUCCUGACCACCCCGAUGCUCACCGUCCUGCAUGACACGUUUCCCCAGCACACGUUCCUCAUGAACGGCCUCAUUCAGGGUGUAAAGGGUUUGCUGUCCUUCAUGAGCGCUCCUCUCGUCGGUGCCUUGUCUGAUGUUUGGGGCAGAAAGAGCUUCCUGCUGCUCACAGUGUUUUUCACCUGCGCCCCCAUCCCACUAAUGAGGAUCAGCCCGUGGUGGUUUUUCGCACUGAUGUCAGUCUCUGGACUCUUCUCUGUGACGUUUUCUGUGAUAUUUGCGUAUGUGGCUGAUAUUACAGAAGAGCAUGAAAGAAGCACAGCGUAUGGACUGGUGUCUGCGACGUUUGCGGCGAGUCUGGUGACGAGUCCAGCGAUCGGAGCGUUUCUGUCCAUCCACUAUGGAGACAGUCUGGUGGUUCUCUUGGCCACCAUCAUCGCAGUGCUGGAUAUUCUGUUCGUCCUGCUGGUGGUUCCCGAAUCUCUGCCCGAUAAAAUGAGACUCUCAUCAUGGGGUUUUCCCAUCUCCUGGGAGCAGGCUGAUCCCUUCGCUUCUCUGAGGAAGGUGGGGAAAGACUCCACAGUGCUGCUGAUCUGUGUCACAGUGUUGCUGUCGUAUCUCCCAGAGGCCGGACAGUACUCCAGCUUUUUCCUCUAUCUAGGACAGGUCAUUAAUUUCUCAUCAGCAGCGAUUGCAGGCUUUAUUGCGAUGGUGGGAAUCCUGUCUAUCGGAGCGCAGACUCUUCUUUUAAGCGUUCUGAUGAAGAAGAUUGGUAAUAAAAGCACAGUUCUGCUGGGUUUGGGCUUUCAGCUGUUCCAGCUGGCCUGGUACGGCUUCGGCUCUGAGCCAUGGAUGAUGUGGGCCGCCGGAGCCGUCGCUGCCCUGUCCAGCAUUACAUUCCCUGCAAUCAGUGCCCUGGUGUCCCGCUGUACCGACCGUGACCAGCAGGGAGCCGUUCAGGGGAUCAUCACUGGGAUUCGGGGUCUGUGUAAUGGACUCGGCCCCUUUCUCUUUGGAUUCAUAUUCUUCCUCUUUAACGUGGAGCUGAAUGACAUAAGUACCGUUCAGUCGAAUUCCGCGGUCACACCCGACACUAAACAGAAGUCUGUCGUUCCGGGUCCGCCGUUUGUGUUCGGUGCGUGUACGGUUGUGUUGGCGCUGCUGGUGGCCGUGUUCAUCCCUUCACAACCCGCUCCACUCGUGAAGACCUGCAGCAGCAGCAGCACGUGCGUAGUGACGGAGCCCAUGAGCAGCAUCCUGGCUGGCGGGUCACUUCCUGCCAGCGACGAGGACAUCGAACCACUUCUGCAGGACAGCAGCUUAUAGACACGCUGAGGAGGAGGAGGAGGGUUCGAGUCUAAAAUACUGCUUUUACUGAAUGUCUGUCGAUUUUGGUGACACUUUACUGUACGGUCUUGUUAACAUUAGUUAAAGGGCUCGUUCACACAGAAAUGAAGAUUUACUCAAACUGAAGUGCUUCUAUAUUGCAGAAUAGGCUUUUUUUUUUACUUCGUUUUCUUAAGACUGAAGAAGAUAUUUUGAAAACCCCUUGACUCCCAUAGUUUAUAUUUUGUAUGAGUUAAUGCUGGUUUGCGACAUUAACCUUUCCAACAUUCUUCAAAAUAUCUUCUUUUGUGUUCAACAGAGCUUUUCUUACUUUAGGUUUUUCACUUGUUUCUAGUUUAAAUAUUUAAACGUUCUCAAAUGAAGAAUCAUUUCUGGACUAGCAGACUAUGUUGUUUUGCCUUCAGAAAUAAUGAGUCAAAAUGACGUGAGUUUCUCUUUAAAACACGCACAAUAAUCUGCUCUAGAGUAAGUAAAAUGUACUUAUUUCAAUGCAAAAACAAGAUUAUUUUACUCAGAAACAAGCACAAUAUUCUGCCAGUGAUGCGAGUAAAAUAAUCUUGUUUUUGCUUUGAAAUAAGUUUAUUUUACUCGAUGCAUUGGCAGAUUAUUUUAAUUGCUUUAAGGAAAAUCCUCUUAAUUUUAACUUAUUAUUUCUGAACACAACUUUUUUGCUUGUAUACUCUAAAAAAUGCUUCUUGAUUUAAGAAAUGUUAGAUAUUUGAACUUGUAAGAAAGCAUUGAAGCAUUGAAAAGUAAGAAAGCAUUUUUUGCAUUGUAAAGCUUUGAGUUCUGUUGAACACAAAAAAGAAGAUAUUUUGAAGAAUGUUGGAAAUCAGCACCCAUUGACUCCCAUAGUAUAUUUUUUGUAUGAGUUAAUGCUUGUUCACAACAUUAAACUUUCCAACAUUCUAUAAAACAUCUUCUUUUGUGUUCAACAGAGCUCAAAUCUUUUCUUACGUUGUGUUUUUGCUUUGUUUCUUCUAUAAGUAUCUGAGUUCUUAUAUCAGCAAGCAUUUUCUGGACAAGCAGUCAAUGUAGUUUUGGCUUCAGAAAUGAGUCAAAAUGAAGUGAGUUUUUUUUUAUUAAAACAAGCACAAUAAUCUGCCAGUGAUGUGAGUAAAAUAAAUGUUUUUG
Danio rerio (zebrafish) is the source of this 2720-nucleotide messenger RNA. Lineage: Eukaryota; Metazoa; Chordata; Actinopteri; Cypriniformes; Danionidae. The record is from RefSeq and is a predicted model, not a curated record.